Messenger RNA from Symbiodinium sp. CCMP2456, 1860 nucleotides. Lineage: Eukaryota; Dinophyceae; Suessiales; Symbiodiniaceae. The record is from the annotation of a GenBank genome assembly.
AUGUCCCCCAUCCUUGCCCGCUAUGCUGCCUCUGCGUACCACCUUCGGCAGAAACCGUCAGGUUGGUGCUGCAGCGCUUGUGCUGAGUGGGUUUGGAAUCAAAAGAAUACCCCAGCCCUUCAAGGGGAAGUUUUGACCCCAGUCGGCCAUGCUUGGCCGCAGCUGGGAGAGGCGGCCAUCUCUGGGCCGACCUAUUUUAAUGUAGAUUUCGCACAAGAGGUCUUGACGCCUCAGGACGAGACAACAGACAGCCCCACACGGCAAGAAGAUGCUGGUGUAGCAACCAGCAGCACUGGUGAGGAAGGCCAGGGCAGCUCGCAGGCUACGAAGUCAGAUGCGGACAGGCCUGUGCCAAAAAAACCGACCAGGAAGGACUGGUGUCGACUUUCGGACAUUUUUGUCCAAGCGCCGGUGCACUGUAUGCAGGCCAAGUCUGCUCAAAUACUCGACUGGAUUGAGGAAUUUGAAGCAGGCCUUGAGCCUGAUACGCUUGGCUGUUGGCUCGCCAACCGCAUCGCGGAAUGCCUGGAGGCUGAAGAAGAGGACACCAUCGGUAUUCUGGCCUGCAUUGAGGAUCUUAAGAUGCAGGAAACGCACGUGGAGAAAGGUCAGCAGAACGAAGUACAGUCUGGACUGGCAGCGGUCUCCCUUGACUCCUGGGCCCACCCUGCGGAGGCAAUGUCUACCUCGAAUCAGGGAAAGGCCCUGGAGGAGGAGUCAACCCGAGUCCUCACCAUGAUAAAAGGAAAGCUGGUGCAACCAGCAGAAGAAACCACAACGCAGGGCACAGUGAUCGACUUUGCGCUGGCUUCAGCAGCCAUUGCCAGCUGCAUACAUGUCGAGGUCGACUGGGAGGCGCCGCGAUUCACACCUGAACCUGGUGACUACCAGGAAGACCAGGAAGCCCAGGAGGAAACCGCUGGUGCAGCCAACGUCCCCUCAAAAACAGUGGAGUGGAGGAAAGGUUGCGUACUGGGAACGAAUGCGAAGUUGGAAGCGUACAUGAUCGGCCACAGUGUUGACGUAGAAACCGUCCAGACGGUGCUUAAAAAAGCCAAGGCGGAAGCCCAGGAUUGGCAAAAACAGCGACGAGCACAGUAUCAAAAAUGGCUUGAAGGAGCUUGCGCAGGAGGCAUGCGAGGCCUUUACAAAGCCCUGAGAUCGCCUGAGAAUGUGCAGGCACGGCCGUACCGCGAGCACAGUGGGGAACUACGGCCGCACCUGCGCAGGCAAGAAUGGAAAGCAGUCUGGCAACCAAUGCCAGACAACCAGACACAACAGGACCCGCUGUUUGACCAACUCGCGGCUGGUGCGAGGCUCCAACUUGAGCAAUUGGGCCCUCUGCGGGAUGAAGUUGUGGCCAAAGUCCUGGGUAAAAUGACCAAAAAAGCCGUUGGGCCGGACGGACUCUCUGCACAGAUGUUCCGUGAACUCAGACCUGACCAGGUUGCCCUGGUGGCGCAGGCCUUUAGAGAAUGGGAAUCCACGGGUUACAUGCCGGAUACGGUCACCAUGACCUUGGUCACCCUUCUGGCCAAAAAAGAAACCGAGGAACGACCAAUCGGCUUGACGUCCUACGCAUACCGAGCCUGGUGCAAAACCAGGUACCAUCUUUAUGAUGAAUGGGCAAAGCAAUACAAGGCAGCUGCGCCUUGGGACAGGGCGAUCAAGGGCCUCUCGUCACUCGAAGUUGCCGUCACACGCGUGCUGAAAGGGGAGAUGCACAGACAGAGUGGCAAAACUGGCAUAACCUUGUUGCUAGACCUGAAGGGCUUCUACGAAAACGUCUCUCACACGGCGUUGGUGGAGGCGGCUUUCAGGCACCAGUACCCGCCGCUGCUCUUGCAUGGCGCAAUGCAG